CUCUCGUUUCUGUUUUCUCUUGUGCAGUUCUUGUUAAUGCCACCGGCAUUCCAUUAUCCUCCCAUUCACUUCCCUUUCCUCACCAGCAAGCUCUCGGUUACAGAUCAGCCAUAAUGGCACCUAAAUUCAAUUUGAAGCAGAUUAGAAGGCGUUCACUCGCAAGCUUCCGAACCAGUCGAUCAACCGAUACCUCAAGUAACGAUGAACCGUCAAGUUCGAGUCAGGAGUUGUCUUCGGUAGGAUCUAUCACACCCCCUUCCCUCGCCGAUGAAUCUGAAUCCGACCCUGCCCUCCAUACCCAUAUCCCUACCUUGACGAGACCGCCACUCGAGUCGAACAACAACCGGUUUAGUAUCGUGGAGAGUGUUGCGUCCGAACAUCGCUCAACUAAAGACCUUCAGGAUCAAUUGCAACAUAAUCAGUCUCUGUCGCAGUAUGCGCCACAGGUGACCAACAUUCAAGAUAAAGCUACUGUCUACCAAAAGGUUCUGCUUGUGACGGGUGUUGUUGGACAGGAUGCCAAUCCCCAGAUCGAUGGCACCCUCCUUGUAUCCCGUCCCGACAAGGCUUUCCCGUCUACUAUCUGGCCAGUGUACGGUGGACAAUUCAAGGCUCUUGUUUAUCUUCUCCCCGGACCGAACACGGUUUGCUUCGAAUUUCAAAAGCCCGGAUCCCCAACACGCCAUCGCGCAAGCAUUGUUCUUUAUAUGUUCGACCCAAAAAAUGCCCCGCCACUACAGCUUGCAGUCUUGGUAGCCAAAGACUCACCUUACGCAUUUGAUCAAGUACCCACAAACAACAGUGGAGAGGAUCAUAGUUUGGAAAAAGCAGUCAGCAAGUUUCGUACGGCUGCGUAUCUUUGGCAAUCAUUUACUGCGGAACAGAUGGAGAAGAACGAUUUAGGCCGGCGUACAUUUCGCUUUGACGAAGAAUGGACAAAUGGCACCAGCCACCCUCGUGAUUUUUUUGAAUCCACCAUGCGUUCUGAAGCUCGAGUCCAUAUAGUACGAAUGGAUAUGACUGUUGCUGAGAUUCAUGAUCUCGCAAGUGCUCAACAGAUUAAUGGUACUUCGGAGAAGAAUCAGCUUGUGAGCAUGGCUGCAGCAGCAUUGAGAGAUUAUUUCCGCAUGGCACCCGGCCAAAAACAGUAUGUCGCAUCUCUCAUCUUAGAUUCGCACUGGGAUAUGAAGGAGAAGGUGAUUAAGGGUCACACGGCUUUCGGAGGACAGGUUGGAGACGACCUGCAUUUAGCUAUAUUCGGAUCACACUUCCUUAACUAUUACCCCUCCACGAUUUCUGAGGCUGUUAAAGCAUUUAGGGAUUGCUCACCAACGGAGUUGAAGAUUCACGUGGACGAGGGCAAUGUUGCAGGUACUUCGUGGGAGGCUGCGGCCUAUGGCAUUGGUGCACACCUUCGUGAGGUGGGCCACUUGCUGGGCUCCCCUCGCCAGGAGAAGGGUAUUAUGGCAGGGGAUUUCAUUACUGUAAGCCGUGCUUUCUUAGUAAGAGAAGCCUAUUCAACACGGACAAAGUCGAAGGGCGGGCCAGUUGAAUCGAAAGAUGAACCUGCCUGGCAUAGGUUAGACGUUUUGGGGUACCGAUUCCAUCCUCUGUUCCGGAACACUACCGACAAGAUUCCGUAUCCGGAUGGAACCGUCCAUGGAUGGGUUGUGGCGAAGGACAAACUGCUCGUUACAGCAAGUUCUGGACUACUUUGUGCAGAAAUCUUCACGGAAGGCGAUGAAUUUUGCAGCACCUGGGUCGAAUAUCCCCGCGACGGACAGAUGAUAAGACGCACUACUCUGAUAGAGCCAGAGCUACGCGAACGCCUGCCCGAAAGCAAACGCCGUUCCAAGAUGACAGUCAUUGUCAGAUCCAUGGGUGGAGGAGCAUUGGUUAUUGACGAUCUUCGCCAAUUAUGUGCCAAUUCAACUCUUAAGCUGACUUCAGGCCCCCUAGCCAAGUUGGCAUACCGGAGCAUGAAGAUUGGCCCCUCGGAGUUGAAAGACAGCGAGCCCCAGGAGGUUAUCUUCAGUACCGCGAUAGCUAGUGUCAACCGUAUCAUGACUAGUGUGACUAUCUAUCACGACAAUGCGGUGUAUGGACUUGAGUUUCACUAUGAGGAUGGGUCAAGUCAGCUGUUCGGCAAGCGAGGUGGCAAUGCGGCUGGUGACAGGUUCAUUAUGGAUAUCCGCAAUGCUGAAGUUCUAGUAGGCUUUGCCGUCCGAGCUGGAUCGUGGAUCGAUGCCAUCCAAAUCAUCACGAGCACGUCACGAAGAUCGAACAUCUAUGGCAAGAUGGAUGGCGGAUCGUUGCAUACUUUGCUCGUACCUAAUGGCUUCAAGCUCUGUGGAGUGUCCGGAAGCUGCGCAGAUUGGCUCAACAGUUUUUCUCUUCUCAUCACCAAAUGAAGAAGAUUUUUGACGGAGUAAUGAUAAGAGUGUACAUUGGACCACAUAUUUGUCACUCUUCCAUGAGAUAGAUAUCGAAAGG
Xylaria bambusicola is the source of this 2493-nucleotide messenger RNA. RefSeq names its product metallopeptidase. Bases 114 to 2411 code for a protein of 765 amino acids. The transcript is spliced from 4 exons. Gene Ontology annotation, cellular component: cytoplasm. The record is from RefSeq and is a predicted model, not a curated record. Lineage: Eukaryota; Fungi; Ascomycota; Sordariomycetes; Xylariales; Xylariaceae.